This is a messenger RNA of Aphidius gifuensis, 918 nucleotides long. RefSeq lists its product as uncharacterized. Lineage: Eukaryota; Metazoa; Arthropoda; Insecta; Hymenoptera; Braconidae. The record is from RefSeq and is a predicted model, not a curated record. The transcript has 3 exons. Bases 181 to 912 code for a protein of 243 amino acids.
AUUUGCCAUACCCUUGAUAUAUCAAAAACAAAUUGAGGCACGAGUUAAGAACAAAAUGAUUAUACUUGUUGGCAGUGAAAGGCAAGGUGCUAUAUUAAGACGUGAAAUACCGGAAGAUUAAACAGUCAUAUUGUAGACUUCGACCUUGAUUAACAUAAACCAAGUUGAUAAUAAAUAAUAAUGAAUUUAUUUAUUUAUGGAUUUAUGUCAUUGGCAUGUGUCCAAUGGACAACAGCAUCACCAUUGACCAUGUAUUUAUUUACAAAUAAUGGAAGACAAUUUACCUGGCCAUCAUCAUCAUCAUCGUCAUCAUCACAAUGGAGUCAAAUUGAACGAUCUGAUCAGACAACUCAAGCAACAUCACCGGAAGGAUAUAAUAAUGAUUAUGGAAAUAAUAAUCAAGGUGGCUUUGAGCCAUCAAAUCUUGAUAAUGGAAACACCAAUGAUUACAAUAAUUAUGAUUCAUCAUCAUCAUACGGUUCAUAUGAUAAUAAUAAUCAAAAUUUGGAGAGUGGCCAAGCUAGUGACAAUCAUAUUCAUACUAUUCCCGUGUCUGAACAUGUUCAAGUUACAAAACCAGUUGUAGUUCCAGUUUAUAAAAAUAUUGGUGUACCAGUUGCUCAGCCAGUUAGAAUUAAUAUACCACAUCCAGUUGCUGUUGGUGUAUCACAACCCUAUCCAGUGGCUCAUCCAAUAUUAAUUCCUCAUCCAUAUCCACUUGUUAAAACUGUAUCAGUACCUGUUGAAAGAAAAGUACCAUAUGCUAUUGAAAAACAAGUACCAGUUGCUAUUGAAAAACCAAUACCUUAUCAAGUUGAACGUCAUAUACCAUUUUUAGUUGAAAAACCAUUUCCUAUCAAAAUUCCCAUCACAAAAACAAUAUAUCAUUAUGCUAAAACUCAUAGUGAUUAGAAAGUA